Paraglomus brasilianum is the source of this 3261-nucleotide messenger RNA. The record is from the annotation of a GenBank genome assembly. Lineage: Eukaryota; Fungi; Glomeromycota; Glomeromycetes; Paraglomerales; Paraglomeraceae.
AUGACAGCGAAACCAAAGGCCGACCUACACAUCGCAAUCCCAACUACACCAACGUUUCCUUCAACACAGGAUCCAAUAACCGACACUUGUACUGUUGACUCUCGUUUUGCUGACACUUGCACUGUUGACGGUUGCUCUACCACAACUAAAAUUCAAAUGUUUGCCAAUCGACGACUAUCUGUCAUGCGUGUAUCGUCAAACGAUGACAUUGACAACUAUGUUUUGCCAUUUUCUAACACAAACACUAAUAACACAAUAUCAAUUACACUUGCGUGGCGAAGACUUGUAGAUAGAUUACGUGCUGCUACUUCUGCUGCAGCUACUUCUGCUGCAGCUACGAUGGCUACAGCAGUCAAUGUUUCUACGGCGGCUAGUAUUACUAAUGCUGUUGCUAAUGCUGAUGAUAACGUUAAUGCUGCUGCUAAUGCUGAUGAUAACGUUAAUGCUGCUGCUUAUGCCACUAAUGCUGUUAAUGCCACUGAUACUUCUACCGCCUCAUGUGACGUACCAUCCUUCACCUUUGUUGCAAAAUUAUGUGCAUACUCUAGAUAUGUCCGAUCCAAAUUAACCUGGCCUAUGACUAAAAAAGUCCUCAGAGCGGCUGUUGCAUAUUGGUUGGCAUUCCUAAUCGAAUUGAUUGUACCCGUAAUGUCUGCCAUUGGGCCCGCUACUUUUCUUGCCGUUGUUGCUGUUGUGUAUUUCCAACCUGCUCGAACGUGUGGGGCAUUAUGGGAGAGCGUAUUCUGGGGUAUAAUUGGCGUAAGCUUCGGUACUCUUCUUUCAUUUACAGCAAUAGAGCUUGGCAACUAUGUACGCGGAGAUGAAGUAUUCAAUUACGGAGCAGCAGCCAUAUACCUCAUUAGCUUAUCAAUUGGAACGUUUGUUAUAUCUUACGUAAAGAUAAAAUGGCCAACGAUGAGAUUUGGAUCGGUAUAUGCGUUGAUUGUAAUAGUAUUCUCAUUGUCCACAGCAUAUAUUCAACCCGCCAUGAGUAAAGUAAUGUUGCGCAAUUUGGUAAUCCCAAUGUUCAUCGGCCCGAUCAUCUCUCUGGUCGUAAAUCAACUUUUAUGGCCCGAACACGGCACAACAAACUAUAUUCCCCAUUUGAUAGAGACAUUGCAUAGCUUUAUUGCACUACUCGAACACGAAACAUCUUUCUUCCUCCGUAACACAUACAACAAAUCAACCAUUUGUUCACUUCAGAAGAAAGCGCAAAAGAAUUUAAUGAAUCUACAAAACGUCAAGAGAGAUUCAUUGCACGAAAUUUCAUACUCGAAAAUAGGCCCAAUGGAUCUAAUUGAAAUCGGCAAAAUCGUCAAACAAAUGCACAUGCCUCUAGACGGACUGGCCCUAAGUGGGAUGAUAGAAGAACAACUCGUAUGCGAUGAAUCCAAUAACGUUCCGGAAGUGAGAGUAGACUUUUUGGACGAAAACGCAUCGUACAUCGACGACGAGCCGCCACCAUCACCAACGGGAAACACACGCGACUUUCAACACCUCCUCGAAAUCAUCCGUCCUAUCUGUACCGACCUCGCCAAAGCCUGUCAAAUCUGUCUCGAAGACUGUGCUUCUCGCAUUGCCCACCUUCGUCAUGAUUGUCAUCCAUCAUGGUACAAGGUCUGGUGCAAGGGAUGCAAUGAAGACGAUAUCAAGAACUUACUACCAGAUCCUAUGGCCGUAAUGUCUGACGCUUUGGAAAAGUUUCACGAUGCAAGAAACGAGGGACUAAAAAAACUGUUCAUUGCAAAUGAAACUAUCAGUCCAUCCCCACAACGACUAGCGUUACUGCUGCUCUUAUUCGAACACAACCUCGAAGAAUUCGCUGUAGGCUUACAAGUUCUUAUUGGCCUAGUUAAACACCUGGAAUCGUCCCGUAGAAAGAAACAACUCUGGUGGCCUCCUAUGCCGUUCUUAAAACGCAUCCAAAUAAGAAAAGCAAUCGAAGAAGGAACUUGGAAAGUAGUGGAACCCGAUCCUCGUAUCGAUGAUGACAUGGGCGAAGGCGAGGACGAUUUCUGCGAUCCUGACGUUAGAGUUCCUCAUACAAAGUCUCAAAUAUUCUGGUAUCGGUUGUGGAAGAUACGAAACUGGCUCGGUGGCAAAUACGUUCGGUUCGCAAUGAAGAAUACGCUUAUUGUUACACUUUUGAUGCUACCUUGUUUUAUACCAUCUACGUCAUCGACGUUUCAAAGCUGGCGGGGCCAAUGGGCAGUUAUUACGGCUAUAUUGGCAUUCUGGCCUACUACCGGGGGAGCCAUCUUGCAAUUCAUAUGUCGUAUCUGUGGAUCAUUUGUCGGAGCUGGAUUGGCUGUUAUUGCUUGGUUGAUUACGGGGGGUAAUCCAAUCGGAUUGGCCGCGACGUUGUUCUUCAUAUCGUUAUUCCUUUGGUUCAUAUUUCACAAUACUCGAAUGUGGACAGUUGGAAGCGUUAUCAUGUUAAUUACAUUCCCGCUAGUACUCGGAAAUGAAUAUCAGAAUGUACACGGAGUUGGCCAUUACGACGAGGAUAUCUUCCUUUUGGCUGGUAAACGUACGCUAGCAGUUUCAACCGGUAUAUUCACUGCUUUCAUCAUGGCUAUCCUCCCAUGGCCACACACGGGAAGAGUAGAAAUAAGACAUCGACUGGCACGAACGAUAUCUCAAGUUGGAGUGUUGUAUUCAAUGACAAUAGCAUUUUUCCUAAAAGACGAUUCUUCUCCGUGUGUUCACACGACAAAGACGUUCAGAAAGUUGUUGAGGAGAAUCCAGCGAUCGACCAACACAGAACGGUUACUCUUAUCGAGAACAAAAUACGAACCACCACUUCGGGGCGAUUUCCCACGAGACUUGUACGGAGAUAUGAUCGAUGUCGUCGAACGUAUGACCUGUAUCAUUGCGAGAAUGGCACACACGCUUACUAGUCUCGAUGAAGAAUGGAAAGAGAACAUCCGUAAUGUGCUCAAACGACCAUCAAAGAGAUAUUAUGUCACGCAUAUCCUAGUAGCAUUCCACAUUCUCUCUAAUGCCCUCGAGCGUCGAUCUCCAUUACCACCAUAUUCGAUAGCCCCGAAAAAAGUAUCAAAGGCUGGAAUAAAAUUUUGGAGUAAAGUGAAGACGUUGAACGAGUUGACCGAGGAACAAUUGGCCAGGCCGGCAUAUGCUUGUUAUUGUGCAUAUCUUAUUAAAACCGGUCACUUGGGGAAUGAAUUGAUUAAGUUGGUGGAUGUUAUGAGGCAAUUAGUUGGAAUUAACAGAUUUGUGAAAGAAUUGAUUGAUUUCUAG